UCCUGGUGAUUAGCGUCAGCAGAAGGAGCCCAAAUUUUCAGGCAUGGUGAAUGCAUUUUUGUACAGCCGCAUUUCCCUUCCUGUGCUCGGCAAGCUGCAGUCAUUCAGCUGCCUGAUUUAUGCCGUUCACUUUGAACUUCGGCGCGGCCUCGGCAAGACUUUGGCAAGACGGCGGCCGCAUGCGUGAGAGAAAGCGUGAUGGAGCAGUAACCGCCGGAGGAGUUCCAGUGCGUGUGGUUGCGCCGUUGCUGAGCUUGAUGUGUGGCUGCUGUCGUCUUCUUUUGACUCGGCGACUGUCUCAAUGAAGUUGUCCCAUAUUGGAUCGUGCCACGUUGAGGACAUGGCUCUGCCUGCUACGAUCACAAAGAGUCCCGACCACUUAUAUUCUAGUGGAUUAUAGUCAGGAGGCAAUAAUUGAGGAGGUUGGCGAGGGGGUUGUACCAGGCGGUUCUUCUCUUUGCUUGUCACGCAGAGGUGAUGUUUGCUGCAGCAUUGUAAGGCAGACUCCAGACACGGUUUGGCUGAGUCUGCUGUGCAAGAAUUCGGCAUGUUGAGACUUGCAGCAACUCUGGCUCUAUGCUCUUUGCCUCCGGGCGUGAACAACGCCCAUGGCUGCAGCCGUUUGCAUGGCGACAGGCUGCAUUAAGCCAACCUACGAUGGCAAUGCAGGCUAUUGCAGUAAAACGUGCCGCAAGAGUUCCAAGCGCAGGGCCGCAGGCUUUGCGCCCUGUGCGGGCGCACAGAGUGGGUGCCCAUGCCCGGCAUCGUUUGACGGCCAGCCUGAGAGCUUCUGUUGCAAGAGCUGUCAAGGAGGGCGGCCCUGCCAAACUGCAUCGCACAUGACGCCCUCAAACCCAGGGCCUCCGGCUUCUCUGGCAGCUGCUACGUCUUUCUCAAGGUGUGCCCGCCCUGGUUGCUGCUGCGCCGCUUCCUAUGACGGACUUCCCGGAAGCUAUUGCUGCAAGAGCUGUCGCAAGGGCCAGCCUUGCAACCGAAAUGUCCACACGGUGCCUCAAGUUCAAAUUGCACCCGGCGCCGAUUCCGGAGCCACCAAUUUGUGCGCCUCUGGAUGUGGGCAAAAGAGCUGGAACGGCAAGGCGGGCGAGUUCUGUGGACGGACGUGUCGGCAGAGGUAUUCUCAGCAGUUGCCCAUUGUCCAGCUGAAGAACUAUGGAGGGAUCAAGGCGCAGGCUGAUCUUUGGAGGGGCCGCGUAUGGCCACAAGCGCUGGGGAGAGGUGUCUUCUAUGCCAACCGUGGCCUUGGCGAUACCUCAUGCCCUGCCGUGCGGAAGUUCGAAGCAGGCCUAGCAGCACUUGGCGUGACGGACAGCUCAAAGAGUGAGUUCGCCUGGCAUGGCACGAGCACUGUCGCUAACGUGAAGAGCAUUUGCUGGGACAAUUUGGACCCGCAAAAGCGGAGUGGCCAGGCUCAUGGUCCGGGCGAGUACUUCAGCACGGACGCCAACGUCUCUAACAGCUACGCUGGGAGCAGCGGGUACAUGAUUUUGUUUCUGCUCCUCCAGGGACCACACAACACGUCGCACAACGUCAGCUACAGAGUCAUCCACAAUCCCACACAUGGAAAGAGCAUGUACUGCCUGCCGGUGGGCGUGGUUGAUUACAGAUCCUGCGGGGAUCCUCAAUUGAAAGGCGCCGGCAAUUUUUGAAGCUCAGAGAUGACCUCCGAACAUUGCUGUCACUUGACGACUGGUUGUUAGCGGGCGCAGAUGCCUGGAAAGGGGUU
Molecule: messenger RNA, 1744 nt
Organism: Effrenium voratum
Lineage: Eukaryota; Dinophyceae; Suessiales; Symbiodiniaceae
Source: the annotation of a GenBank genome assembly